UAGAGCGCCGUACUUUACCAUCCUUAAGUCCGUUCCUCCGAACUAUUCUACGUCAGUACAUAGGUAAGUCAAUAAAGCCACUCCAAAUCUCCAAGCCAAAUCAUCUAUCCUCAUUCAACCCAUCCAAAAUGGCCACCAUGAAAUACACCAACCUCGGCCAGAGUGGCCUCCGAGUCUCCCGCAUUUGCGUCGGUUGCAUGUCCUAUGGAGACCGCAGGGGGCGUUUUAAGUGGUCAAUUGAAGAAGCAGAAGCCCUGCCCCUCUUGCAAACCUGCUUCGAGUCUGGCAUGAACUUCUUCGACACCGCAAAUGGUUAUUCGAACGGCGUCUCCGAAGAGAUCCUCGGAAAAGCCAUCAAGAAAGGCAAUUGGCCCCGUCAUAACAUUGUCAUUGCGACAAAAGUAUGGGCGCCUGUUGGAUUGCGCAAGGCCGAUGUAUUCGAGGACCCAUUGUCAGUUUCCUUCGAUGAAAGGGAGAGGAACGGCUAUAUCAACGCGUUCGGGCUAUCUCGCAAGCACAUCUUCGACAGCGUGGAUGCGAGUCUGAAGAGGCUGGACCUUGACUACAUCGAUCUGCUCCAAAUCCACCGAUUCGACCCUCGCACGCCAAUCAAAGAGACUAUGGAAGCUCUGCACGAUGUGGUAAAGAGUGGGAAGGUCCGGUACAUUGGCGCAAGUACUAUGUACGCUCACGAGCUGCUCGAAAUGCAGUACACAGCUCGUAUCCACGGAUGGACCGAGUUCAUCUCAAUGCAAAAUCUGCACAACGCUGUCUACCGAGAGGAGGAGCGAGAGAUGAUCCCAUCGCUCAAGAAGUUCGGUAUGGGCAUGAUACCAUGGAGCCCCGUGCAUAUGGGGUUCCUCGUGCGACCACACGACAAGUUUGGAGACACUGAAAGAGGCAGUGGUAUGGCUGGAUCAUUCUUGGGUAAACCGAUCACCGAGACGGAUAAGAAGAUCAAUGAACAGAUCCAAGAAAUCGCGAAGAAGAGGGAAACGAGCAUGGCAAUUGUGGCUAUUGCUUGGAGUUUGAGCAAGCCUUACAUGACGGCUCCAAUUCUUGGAAUGAGCAAGGUUGAGAGGAUCAAGGAGGCUGUGGAAGCUGUCAAUUUUGAGCUCUCAAAGGAGGAGAUUGAGAGUAUUGACAAGCUGUACGUUCCGAGAGACGUGCUCGGUUUCUUCUGAUGGAGGAAGAGUCGACGUAAAUGAAGAUAAGACCUUGAAGUUACGAUAGAUUAUUUAAAGCUAGCGUCUAUUAUAUUUCAGGCUGCCUGUUACUUCACCCCACACUUCGAAGCUUCCGUGACAACUUCAACCACACCUCGUUACAUCACUCAAAUGGAUUCCAUGAGCAAACUUCUACCAAAGCUCUCGGUAUCACCGGAGGCUGACGAGUUGGAGUC
Molecule: messenger RNA, 1402 nt
Organism: Mytilinidion resinicola
Lineage: Eukaryota; Fungi; Ascomycota; Dothideomycetes; Mytilinidiales; Mytilinidiaceae
Product: Aldo/keto reductase
Exons: 1
Coding region: 129-1184 (351 amino acids)
Source: RefSeq, a predicted model, not a curated record